Adineta ricciae is the source of this 1359-nucleotide messenger RNA. NCBI's taxonomy places the organism in Eukaryota, Metazoa, Rotifera, Eurotatoria, Adinetida, Adinetidae. The record is from the annotation of a GenBank genome assembly.
AUGUUUGAUUGGCUAACCUUACUCACUUCAAUCAUCACCGAUAUCUUAGCAUUUAGUCGCAGUAAUACAAUGUUUGUCGUAUGUCCUCCGUUUGCCGUUGCAGUUACGAAAUAUCUCUCCAGUGACUUAUCUAUAUCACAUUUAUUCCAUGCGUGGCUAUCGAGUUUCAUUUAUUUAUAUCUUUACAUUGUACAAUUCAACAUCAAUAAUGAUAUCGCAGGCGUCGAAGGCGAUCGAAUUGGUAAACCAUGGCGACCUAUUCCUUCAAAUCGUGUUAGUAUUCAACGGGCUUGGAAACUCUAUUUCAUCGUUGUCGUAAUCUAUUUUCUUUAUUCUUAUUAUAUCAAUCAUGUGUUUUGCUGUAUUCUGUGGAUUGUGUCGACGAUUAUUUUGAACUUUACUUCAAUUCAAAACACAAGUGUUGGAAAAAACUCCAUGAUUGCUCCGGCUACGUAUGCAAUGGUAACUGUUAUCUGGUGUUUAGUAAACAAUGUUUCGAAUAUACUGGAUCAUCCGCAUGUUCUAUGGAAUUUGAUCUUCAAUUCAGUAAUCACAGCUGCCGUCGCUGUUCAACAAGAUAUGAGAGAUAUUGAAGGAGAUCGUGUCCAAGGUAGACGAACAUACUCGGUCGUCAUGGGAAGUCCACACGCAGAAAAAUUCAUUGCGAAGAUCGUGUUCUGUGCAUUAAUUUGUCUUCUUUUCGAAGGAUAUUUUAUCGAACAAAAACGCCUAGUCAGUAAAUUAACAUAUAUGAGAGUAUAUCCAAUGAGACUUUAUGUUGAUAAGUAUGCGAGUUUAAACUUGAUUUUUGUAACAGAUAAUGGAGAUAUUUUGAUUGCUAAUAGUGCACUCAACGGUCGAGUGAAUAAUUGGAUAUUAGAGGCAAAAACAUUUUUACCUGUAAUGAAUAUUAAUAGAUCAUGUUGGGGUCUUUUCGUUGAUGUAAAUGACGUUCUAUAUUGUUUAGCAUAUGAAUGCCAUCAAGUUGUAGAAAGACGAUCGAAUGGUAUUCAGAUGAAACUCGAAACAGCUGCUGGAACAGGCAUUGUCGGAUCUACUUUGAAAGAACUUAACGGGCUGCAUGGGAUUUUAGUCAGUACGAAUUUGAGUUCAUACGUAGCAGAUUGUAAUAAUAAUCGAGUUUCAUUGUUCGAAUUCGGCGAUUCCGGCGGAAUCUAUUUGUCUAUUGUCGAUUCUUGGAAUGAUCGUAUUGUUGGACAAUGUUCAAAUGGUUUUCGAUGUUUAAUUGGAUGCGAUGAUAGAGAACUAUGUUCCAAGCAAUUAAGCCAGCCGUAUAGUGUUAGUUUUGAUACCUAUGGAAAUAUGUUUGUCAAGGAUUAUAAUAAUGAUCAAAUUUAG